UGUGCGUUGACAGGGGCAACUGUCAAGUUUUGUUGUGCUGCCAGCAGAAGAGAGUUGGGAAUUUUUUUUUCACGGUGAAAAGACGCGCACAGCCCUUUCGGUGUAAUUUGAGUUUUUUGAAGUUGACGGAAUCUGCGCCAAGAUGCUGCACAAGAAGCCGGCCGGAGCGCUGUACGAUCCGAUGAUCAUCCCGCGGGUCAAGCAGUACCUGGAGGAAAACGUCCACCAAACGUACGUGGACGUCGGGGUGAUGGCGCGCGAGCUGCAGGACCGGUACCGCGAGUACAACCGCCGCAAGACGGUCCCCUUCCGGAUGCUGGUCGAGCAGGCGUACAAAACGGUGCUGCACAGCUACGGCCUCGACAGCAACCCGUCGAGCGACAACGAGGAGGAGGGAAACUCCGACUUGGAGGUGAUGGAGGAGGGCGGUGGAUCGAGUGGCCGGAACGCGAACCACAUGAACGACACGCUCACGAACAUGUACAUGAACAGUGGCAAGGCCAAGGCGGGUGGUUCGGCUGCUGCUGCUGGUGGUGGGGCGGCUAGUGGGGGCGAUGGCGAUGCGAUUGACAUCAGUAGCGAUGAGGACGAUGAGGGCGGGAACUCGCGGGAUAAGGAGAAGGCGGUUUCUACGACGAGCGACCGGGAACGGAUGAAGGUCAUUGAGACGCAGAUUGCGUCGAACAAGCACAUUACGGUGACGAAGGUUACGCGUGGUGGGGUGGAGAAGCCACGAUCUGGGGAUGAGGCGGUUGACUCGAGCAAUGGGAGUACGAACGGGCGGAGGGCGGCGGAACAGCAGGGAUUGCAUCAGGCGAAGAGGCGUCGGUUGGAGCAGGCGCAAAAUUCCGAGGUUAGCAACAGCAAUUCUAAUCCGCUGCUGCCUGGGUAUCCGGCGAUUGUUCCGGCAGCUUCGUCGCGGAAUGUUGAGAAGCAGCAUCAGCAGCAGCAUCAACAGCCGGCAAAGGUGGCUCCAGCUGGAGGUCGGUCGGAGCGCUCGAAGCGCUUCAAGAAGGAGGUUUGGUCCAAGUUGGUGGACACCUGCUUCUUGGACGUUGGUGGAAUGGACAAGAUCCUGCGCGAUUUGUGCGAACUGUUGCUGCACGUGAAGCAUCCGGAGGUUUACCGGCAUAUUGGAUUGCCGCCGCCGCGUGGAUUCCUGCUGCACGGACCUCCUGGCUCGGGGAAGACGUUGCUUGCGCACGCCAUCGCCGGUCAGCUCAAGAUCGGACUGAUUGAGAUCGCCGCCACGGAGUUGGUCGCGGGAGUUUCCGGCGAAUCGGAGGAACGCAUCCGGGAAGUGUUCGAGCAGGCCGCGAUCCUUUCGCCGUGCGUACUCUUCAUCGACGAGAUCGACGCCAUCUCGGCGAACCGCGUCAACGCCCAGAAGGACAUGGAACGACGAGUCGUUGCGCAGCUGUUGAGCAGCUUGGAUGGGCUCUCGCGGAUCGAAGGCGGUGACGAGGUGCUCGUCAUCGGUGCCACCAACCGGCCAGAUGCGCUCGACCCGGCCCUGCGUCGCGUCGGUCGCUUUGACCAGGAAAUCUCGCUCGGAAUUCCGGAUCGCGAUGCGCGCGCUCAAAUUCUGAAAAUCAUCUGCAAAAACCUCAAACUUGAGCAGUCCAUCAACUACGACGAACUCGCCAAGCUUACCCCCGGUUAUGUCGGAGCGGAUCUGCUGGCGCUGGUCACCCGUGCGGCCACGACCGCCAUCAAGCGAAUGCUCACGGAACGCGAACGCCACCAGCUGCUGGUCGAGGCCACCCGCGAGCGUGAUCUGGAAAUCCAGCUUCGCAAAGCGGAGCAAGAACGACUCAAGCAGCUGGCCAAGAAAGCCGUCGUCGAUGACGAAGUCAUGGAGGUGGACGAAUCUGCCAAGAGCAAACUCAACGGAAACACCUCCGUUGAUGACGUGGUUGCGCUGGAGGACGACGUCGAGGAGGUCGUAAACCUGGACGACGACAAGGAGGAAGAAAAAUCAGCCGAAGCCGAGAAGACAACCUCGGAAGAGGAGAAAAAGGUCGACGAGACCGCUGACAAAGACGCGGCCAAGCCCGACGAAGCGGAAGCAAAACCCGCCGAAGGCGAGGACAAGAAAGAAGCGGAAGGUGAUGAAAAGAAACCCGACGAAGAAGCCAAACCAGCUGAAGCUGAAGCCGUCGCUGUCGUCGACGCCGACGUUGAAAUGGCUGCCGACAGCAGCACGCCAGCCGAGAAGGACGUCGUCCCCGUCGAAGAGCCCAAACCGUCGUCAACUGAAGUCGUCGAAGCGCCAGCCGAGUCGAGCGAAGCCGUCGCCGAAGCGGAGAAACCCGCGGAAGUUGACACCUCAGAUGAAAUCGCCGCUUCGGCGGCGGAGCCGCAGCCCGAACCCGAACCGGAAGUAGAACUGAUGGAAGAGGAAGAACCCGAGCUGGAACCGAUCCCCCUCCCAACCCUGGACCUGCCCAAGCUGAUGAAUCUCCUCCUCGACCACACGAACCCCCUGGCGGACGCCGAACUGGACAGCUUCUGCAUCGAGCGGGACGAUUUCCUCGACUCGCUCAAAUCGGUUCAACCUUCGGCCAAGCGCGAGGGCUUCAUCACCGUGCCGGACGUCACCUGGAACGACAUCGGAUCGCUCGGAGACAUCCGGGAGGAGUUGAAGCUGGCCAUUCUGGCGCCCGUAAAGUUCCCCCACCGGUUGAAGAUGCUUGGGCUGAGUGCUCCGUCGGGGGUGUUGCUGUGCGGACCGCCUGGCUGUGGAAAGACGCUGCUCGCGAAGGCCGUGGCGAACGAGGCCGGGAUUAACUUUAUCUCGGUGAAGGGACCGGAGCUGCUGAAUAUGUACGUCGGCGAAUCGGAGCGCGCCGUGCGGCAGUGCUUCCAGCGGGCCCGCAACUCCGCCCCGUGCGUCAUCUUCUUCGACGAGUUCGACUCGCUGUGCCCGAAGCGGUCGGACAAUGCCGAGGGCGGCGCCGGCAUGCGCGUCGUCAACCAGCUGCUCACCGAGAUGGACGGCAUCGAGGACCGGAAGGGCGUGUUCCUGAUGGCGGCCACCAACCGACCGGACAUUGUCGAUCCGGCCGUGCUGCGUCCGGGCCGCCUGGACAAGAUUCUGUACGUGGGACUGCCGGCCGAGCCGGACCGGGCGGACAUUUUGCGCGCACUCACCAAGAACCGGUCACAGCCGCCGCUGGCCGAGGACGUCGAGCUGGGCCUGUUGGCGCGACUCACCGAGGGUUACACCGGCGCGGAUUUGGCGGGCCUGGUGCGGCAAGCCUCGUUACAGACGCUGAAGGAUUCGAUCGAUGCUUGUGAUGGCGGUGCGCAGGAGGAAGGAUCGUCGGAGGAAGCGGAAGAGCAGCAGCUGGUGGUCGAGCUCAGACACUUCCAGGAAGCGAUACGCAACAUUAAGCCUUCGGUCAAUGAAGAGGACAAGAAGCACUACGAGCGAUUGAAGCGAAAGUACGGUUCUCCGGCAGCGCAGUAAGUGCCCGCAAACUUUGCUCUGAACCAACGGAACACAAAGCUCCUAGACUUUUAAGGACAUGAUUUAGCAUUUUAGAGUGUAAGAGAAACAAAAUACUGAUGAAACUGCAGCAGCAAAACAAAACAAAA
Culex pipiens pallens (northern house mosquito) is the source of this 3600-nucleotide messenger RNA. RefSeq names its product nuclear valosin-containing protein-like (gene smid). Gene Ontology annotation, biological process: ribosome biogenesis. The coding region runs from base 143 to 3472 and encodes 1109 amino acids. Gene Ontology annotation, molecular function: ATP binding; RNA binding; preribosome binding. NCBI's taxonomy places the organism in Eukaryota, Metazoa, Arthropoda, Insecta, Diptera, Culicidae. The record is from RefSeq and is a predicted model, not a curated record. The transcript is spliced from 4 exons. Gene Ontology annotation, cellular component: nucleus.